GCCUGCCUCGAGCGACGGUUGAAACACGCCGAGCCCACGCAGGAGUCCGUGCGGAGAGGGGAUGGCCCUUCCUGAAGGCGCAGGAGGGGAAGUUGUUGGACGAUAACGCGCGCUUAUCUGCGCGAGGUUCCAAACUGACGUCCUGGUAAUUUAAUAUAGCCGUUGUCAUUCAGAGCGCCAGUAGAAGCUGUUGGGUCGAUUUAUUCUGUUAAUAUUUCCUUCCCGGGAUUUGUAAAUUUAUUUGCCUUUAGCGUGCGGUACAACGUGUUGUGGUAAAACGUCACAAAAAUGGAAGAGAAACGAGACAAGAGAAUUGGCAAGUCGGGACAUUUAUGGUUAAGUGCUCGACGAAAGAAAAGGAAAGCAACGGCGGCGAUCGCAUACCAGCAAGAAAGGUAAGCAAAUCUUUAUCUGACAUUUUUACUGGACACAAAAAUGUCACACAUGCAUACAGUUGUAAUUUCAAGAAGUGUCUUGAACGUAUAUAUAAUAUUGUGACAUAUUUCUUAGGAAAAAGAAAAGACUUCAAGAACACUCGAAAAUUCCAGAGGAGAAUACUUCGACAGUAAUCAAUAAGGGAAACGAGGAAUGGUCGGCACCUUCUACAAGUCGUAGUGAAAGCGGAAUUCUCAAUUUGAUAACUGGAACAAAAAUCUUGCAGUACGAAGAGAAUCAUCAUAACAGUCAAGAUGUAGAUCUGCAGGAAGUACUUUCUGAAAAGCCCGUGACACAAACAAUAGUUCGAGACAACCUGAAUUCCAAAUCAUAUACUUGUCUACAGCCAGUUUCGAUACUACACGAGUCUGGAUGCACAUCCUGGGAAAGACAUGAAGAUGUUGCGGAAUUACAAUGCCGAGUUAGUGUCCCAACAUGUGGUGUCUCCGAAGCACCUCAGAAUACACAAGAGUGCUCUGGUAUGUCGGCGUGCCAUGUAGAGCAGUGCGGGGGUUUGCAUAGCAGUUCAGAAGAUCUUGAAAAGGAGACGCCUGUAUCCACAGUGAUCAUUACCAACAAAGCACAUGUCAACAAUGAUAAUGAAAAAUCACUCGAAGGAAAUCGUAUAGUGGACAUUUCAUUUAUCUUAAGGAAGAUGACCGAACUUGGAAACCACAAUCCUGCUUUUGGGUGUUCGUUGAAUAACUUAAAAUGCGUAAAUGAAAUUCGUCAUGGUCUUUGGUCUGUUAUCGUUUUAGAAUGCAACAUGUGUAACGGAAAAUUUUCUAUUCAGACUCAAGAUCCUGAUACUUCAUCAUCACAUAUGGACAUAAAUUCUAGAGCUGUUGCUGGAAUUAUGAGUGUGGGAGGUGGCUUUUCGCAUCUGCAAGAAAUAUGUGCUAGCAUAGGAAUGCCGAGCAUGUCUUCGAAAACAUACUCAGUAAUACACGAUAAGAUUUGCGAUGGCUGGGAAAAGGCAGCCAUAAAAGAAAUGCAGGAUGCAGCAAAGGAAGAAGCAGAGCUAGCAGUAGAAAGAGGCGAUGUGGAUGAAAAUGGUACUCCCCUUUUAACUGUUGCAGUUGAUGGUUGUUGGUCGAAGAGAUCCUACAGAACCCAUUAUAAUGCACCCUCUGGAGUAGCAGCAAUAGUGGGAUUCUACACGAAAGGCUUUGUUCAUGUCAGUACGGAACAAGUUUUGUUACGUAUGUGCACAAAGUAUAAGUGGAGAGGACAUUCCCAAGCAUGCCUGCUACAAAAAUUGGUCGGGAAGCUCCACUAGUAUGGAAGCAAAUAUUAUACUAGAAGGAUUUCAACAGAGUGAGGCGCUCUACAACGUGAAGUACAGUAAAAUGAUUGCUGAUGGUGACAGUAGCUGUUAUAAGAAGAUAUUGGAGGCACGACCAUAUGCAAAUCUAACUGUUGAAAAAAUAGAGUGCCGUAAUCAUCUUCUACGAAAUUAUUGUACCAAACUGAGGAACUUGUCAGAACAGCACAGGAUUGGUUCUUCAUCGCAAAGGAAAUUAUUACUUCAAAAAAUUUUGAAACUACGAAGGGCAGUGACCGAAGCUGUGAAACAUCGUAAGUCGGAAGAAAUGUCACUCCGUGAAAAAAUAGCUCUCCUUCAAGCCGACAUUUUGAAUGGACCAAGCCAUGUCUUUGGUGAUCAUAGUAAGUGUUGUCAGUAUUUUUGUUCGGGUCCUAAGGAAGGUGAGAAAAAUAUUGUGCCUGAACUGAAAAUGAGUGAGUUGUACGAACACAUUAUGAAAGCUGUUAAGUAUUUAGCAUAUAAUUCAAGGAGCUUAAUUCAUGAUGUCGAUAGCAAUGUUGUCAAACAGUUCAACUCGAUAAUAGCCAAAAUUGUUGGAGGCAAGAGAAUCAACUAUGCGCUAAAGAGAUCUUAUCAGGGAAGAUGCUCCGCUGCAGUUGUUUCUCACAACACCAAAAAGCCACAUUAUGUACUACACAAAACAUGGUGUGACGGUUUCAGCCCAAACAAGUUUGUCAAGAAAUUGGAGCUGUCUCGGUCAAGGAAAAGAGAAGAAACAGGUUCCAAAGAAAAGCGUGUGAAACGCGCUAUCAUUAUGAAAAGAAGCAAAUCUGAAAACCCCUCAGGUUUAGGAGAUGCUAACUAUGGUCCGAACUGUGAACGGCCAGAUAUGACCCCCGAUCUUUUUCAAGUAGAAAAAGAAAAUCUACUGAAGUCACUGGAAAAAACUGUUGAAGAACGCAGAGAAAUUGAGAGGGGAACACUUCUUCAAGCAGGUAGUGGUGAAUGGCUGGAACGGAGGCGCAAAAUGCUGACAGCUUCCAAAUUUGGACGAAUUUGUCGCCGACGUGCUACUACAAGUUGCAAAGCCUUGGUUAAAAACAUCAUAUACUCAUCGAGUAUUUCAAGUGUUCCAGCUAUUGCAUAUGGAAAAAAGAACGAAUCGAUUGCUCUUGAGCAGCUUGAAAGGCAAGAGAAUUUAGUAAUCCAACAAUGUGGCCUUUUCAUAGAUGAACAACUUCCAUUCCUUGGAGCAACUCCAGAUGGCUUGAUUGGGGAGCAUGGCCUUGUAGAAAUCAAAUGCCCGUCGUCUGCAGCAGGUAUCGAUGUAGAUAAAGCAGUUUCAGAUGGUAAAUUAGGUUAUCUGAUGUGCAACGACCAAAACAAAGUUACACGCUUGAAAACAAAUCAUGACUAUUAUUAUCAAGUACAGGGACAGCUACACAUCACAAACAGAAAAUUUGCUCUUUUCGCCAUUUGGACAUCAAAAGAUAUUCCCAUUAAAGUUGUUACUGUACAAAAAGAUGAUCAAUUUUGGAAAGAAAAAAUGGAGAAACAGUUGACCAGGUUCUAUUUUGACUGCAUGGUUCCAGAACUGGUAGACCCUCGUUCUACCAGAAACAUGGAAAUCAGAGAUCCAGAGUAUAUUAGGCAUAUUCCAUGCAAAAAGAAAGGAAAAGUGUCUGCCUCGAAGAACUCAAAAGACAUAAUAAUGCAAUGAAUUUUAUAGUUUCCUGUUUCCUGUACUUCCCUUUCAUGCUCAGAUUUAUCUGAAACGAUCAGGAGUGAGCUGAUGGAUAAAUCAUUUGUUAUUUGUGUGUAUAAGAACAUAUGGUCAUGCUAUGAAAAAUUUGUCAUGUAUUUUAAUUAUUACCAUAUUUUGUAAUUCAUAUGUAAUAGCCAGUAGUCUUUUUAUAACAUUUCUUGCAUACAUUUCAUAGUCUUCUUGUUCUUGUUACUAGGGGGCCGCGGUGGUGUAGGGGUCAGAAUUUGCCUAACACCUAUGCGAUCUGGGUUAGAUCCUCGGCUGAUCCGGUCCGGGAUUUUCACAUGCGGGAAACGUGGUAUACGUUGCCGUUGGCCGGCGGGUUUUCUCGGUGUACUCCCGUUUCCCCCGCAUUUUCGCAUUCUGUCACUUCUCAAUUGUAGAGCAUCACUUCAUGUCAUCCUUCAGGGCUCGCGGAUAUCUACGGGAGCACACUAAGAAAUUCUCUGCUCCUGGGUCUGAUACCCUGCCCUCGGGUACCCUCCCCAUACGCCAUUUAUUUAUUAUGCAUUCUUGUUACUAUAAUUAAUUAGCAAUAAUCUAACUUUGUUUGUUGGAAAAAAUUGCUAAACAUCUGCUUAUGGAUUUGUACUUACCAGUGAAUAAGGGCUGUGAUUCACAAUGUUAUUUCUUUGAAAUUGUCUCCCAUAUGUGUUAUUAUUUAUAUGGUAUGCUCUUGUAGGCUGUGCUGAUCUAUAUACAUUUCAUCCUCAAGACAGUUCUCCAUUACACGAAAAGCAUGGAGAGAGCACAGAUACUGUACAGAGCGAUUUUCACACAGCCGAGAGACCAAAAUAUAAUUUUGCCUGUUUGGUUCUCAUUGCAAACAAAUGUUUGUUUGUUGCUUUUUAUGUAUUAGUAUUUUGAUAUAAAAGAAACAUAUUCUCUAUGUUGAGGCUAUGGAGCACGCUACGGUCUUUGCAUAUAAAUUCCAUAGAAUUUGUAACUGUUAAAAAAACUGGGUAAUAAUGCUGAGAAUUAUUGACUAGAAUUAUAAUUUUUGAAUGUGUGUUUAUAGAAGUGCUUAUUCAUAUUUGUAUAAUGUAAAUAGUAGAAUUUUGUUAUGCAGGUUGUUAUAAACAUGUGUUUUUUUAAAAUGUUUUAAUUACAUUAAACAUCUAUG
This is a messenger RNA of Bacillus rossius redtenbacheri, 4590 nucleotides long. RefSeq lists its product as uncharacterized. The transcript is spliced from 4 exons. The record is from RefSeq and is a predicted model, not a curated record. NCBI's taxonomy places the organism in Eukaryota, Metazoa, Arthropoda, Insecta, Phasmatodea, Bacillidae. Bases 1611 to 3422 code for a protein of 603 amino acids.